AUGCCCGCCAGACUCGCAGUUCCUCUGCCGACAGGCAAGCUGACAAACAGAGGACAUGGAACCUACGUUGAAAACGACACGAUCACGUCGUCGGUCGCGGGCACGCUGGAGCGCGUGAACAAGCUGAUCAGUGUUCGACCGCUGAGCACUCGUUAUGUGCCUGAAGUUGGAGAUCUGGUGAUCGGCCGCAUCGUCGAGGUUGCGGGACAACGUUGGAAGGUUGAGGCGAACGCGCGUCAGGACGCCGUGCUCAUGCUGUCAUCCGUGAACCUGCCCGGAGGAGUGCAGAGGCGAAAGGUCGAAAGCGAUUCGCUGAAGAUGCGCGAGUUCCUCGCUGAAGGCGAUCUGCUCGUCGCCGAGGUGCAGGCGUUCUUCUCGGACGGCGCAAUGUCUCUCCACACCCGUUCUUUGAAGUACGGCAAGCUGCGCAACGGCAUGUUGCUGUCGCUCUCUCCGCGUCUGAUCCGACGACUCAAGAGUCACUUCGUGCACCUCCCUGCGCCCUGCGGACCGCACGGCGUCGACGUCAUUCUCGGCCUGAACGGCUAUGUGUGGGUAUCGCUGGGCUCGAAACAGUCGAGGGAGGGCGCCGAGGGCCUGGAGUCGGAAGGCGUGUACCGAAACGACAACGACGAGAUGGACGCCGAGGACCGCGCGGCGAUCACGGACGUCGCAAACGUGAUCUCGAUGCUGGCAGCACACGACGUCCCGCUGUCCGACACGCUCAUCGCUGAGGGAUACGCUUGGCUCAGAGAAGUGGGCGUCACACCAGGCUCCCCCGCCAGCAAGGAGCUGGGCGACCGCCUCGUUCGCGAGCUGGCCCUCACGGAGUAA
Messenger RNA from Trichosporon asahii var. asahii CBS 2479, 834 nucleotides. RefSeq names its product exosome complex exonuclease rrp4. NCBI's taxonomy places the organism in Eukaryota, Fungi, Basidiomycota, Tremellomycetes, Trichosporonales, Trichosporonaceae. Gene Ontology annotation, cellular component: cytoplasmic exosome (RNase complex); nuclear exosome (RNase complex). The transcript is spliced from 2 exons. Gene Ontology annotation, biological process: nuclear polyadenylation-dependent rRNA catabolic process; exonucleolytic trimming to generate mature 3'-end of 5.8S rRNA from tricistronic rRNA transcript (SSU-rRNA, 5.8S rRNA, LSU-rRNA); CUT catabolic process. The record is from RefSeq and is a predicted model, not a curated record. Gene Ontology annotation, molecular function: RNA binding. Bases 1 to 834 code for a protein of 277 amino acids.